Molecule: messenger RNA, 4077 nt
Organism: Frieseomelitta varia
Lineage: Eukaryota; Metazoa; Arthropoda; Insecta; Hymenoptera; Apidae
Gene: Nrt
Product: neurotactin
Exons: 9
Coding region: 443-2614 (723 amino acids)
Source: RefSeq, a predicted model, not a curated record
CGAAAAAAAUAACUUGCAAAAAGGAACUUUAAUUUUCUAGGGUCUAGACAGAAGCAAAAAUACCAAUGACAAAAAAUAACGAGGAGAUUCCUGAAGUUUCGUGUCACAAUUGCAGGAUAAAUUUAAGAGAGUUUAACAACGCAAAUUGACUCGGAGGAAAUGAAAUGUUUCCUUAAGGCGGCGAAACAAGUAAAGCACUGUUAGAUCGUGCAACGAUGUUAUAACAGUUAGUAAAUGGAAAAAAAAGAAGCAGUUUCAUCGCAAGGUGCCGAAAUCAAAAUUUAAAUAUCAUCGGACAAUCUCGAUGAAGUGAUCGUUGCCGGUGGGAUCAACGCGAUCAGCUCGACAUUUGACCGGCCAGUUGGCAACAUUUCAACACGGGAAAAUAGCAACGUUCCCGCAAAAUUCGAGUAGCGUCCCUCUCCUGAGAAGAGAUUGAGUCAUGAGCCAGGAGGAUCAAGAAAAGAGUAUGGAUAAGAAAGAGAUCGCGGAGGAGGAGCGAGAGAAAAUGUUGAACGCUGAAAACACAAAACAUACGGUGGCAUCGACCGCUCCAGACGCGGAAUCCGAAGACCAGAAACCUAAAAAGAAAAUUCCAAUUGGCGGUAUUAAGAUGCCCGGCUUCUGUCGUACAAAGAGCAAAGAACUUUGCAAAGAAGACGAUGGUAAACCCGCCGAAGCUGGAGAAGGCGAUGCUGCAACGGAGAAGCCUGUUAAAGAAAGUGAUCAAUGCGCUUCGUCGGAGAAAACAAGCACGCCGAAUAAAGACGCGAAGGAAAAAGAAGGCCGCAAGGGGAUCCUCGGCGCCAUAAAGUUGCCCUUAGUUUCUGUUUUCCCUAGAAAAAAGAACAAGGAAGGCGAAGUGGAAUUGGGGACUACCGGAGCUGCUGGACUGGCGAGCGUCGAAACGCUCGACGACGUUGAGAAAAAUCCGAUUGGCAACGAAGACGGUAUGGAAACCGUGCGACUCGACGGAGAUGCCCCAGACGGGAUCGAAUCUCCUAAGCAGCAUUUUCUUGUAGCUUGUAUAUCCGCCGCCAGAAGAAAUUUAUUCGUGCUAGUGACAACACUAUGUGUCUUGGUGUCAGUCGUGAUCAUCGUCUGCAUCGCUUGCAUCGGCCCGAGAAAGAAUAUCUCGCAACCGGUAAAGGAUGGCAGCUUCGUGAAGGCAGUAACUUCCUGCGGGCCGGUACAAGGUGUCUCGGAAGAUGGUGCGUUCGCGUUCCGUGGGAUCCCGUAUGCGGUUCCGCCGUUAGAAAAUCGUCGUUGGCAGCCUGCGGAACCGCUGAGGAAGAUUGAGUACUGUUGGACGGAUACGUAUCAGGCACACAACUCUUCGAAAGUCUGCUGGCAACGAGAAGCCUCCGGAAGAAUUAUCGGAAGCGAGGACUGCUUGUAUCUAGACGUAUUCACGCCCGAGGUCAGAUAUGACUUGCCUUUACCGGUUGUCGUGAUGAUCGGUGCUGAAACACUUAAUGGUGGUUCUCCAGGCGUGAUGCAGCCUUCUGCAAAACUCGCACGUGUUCGUGACAUGGUAUUUGUUAGACCCAACUUUCGGCUAGGAAUUUUCGGUUUCUUGGCUGCGGAGCCGCUGUCAAGAGCGUCGCAUCCUCUUACGUCUGGAAACUACGGACUGUCCGACAUUAUAGCAGCGCUUCAGUGGGUACAUCUUAACAUUGAGAACUUCGGCGGGAAUAAAUCGGCCGUAGUCCUUUGGGGACAUCGGGCAGGAGGGACUCUCGUAACGACUUUAGUCGGCAUCCGGCGAACGAAAGAUCUCUUCCAAAGAGUAUGGAUCUCUAGCGGCAGUGCGAUAUUCCCUGGAAGAGAGUUGGAAGUUUCCGAGACGCUCAGCGAGCUGUUUCUGAAUUCCACGAGAUGCAACGACGCCGCCUGUUUACGAAGCAAGAGCGCCGAGGAGGUGAUGGACUCGGUUCCUGAGACCUGGCAUUUGGGAAAUGUCGGCCUGCCCGAGACCAGGGAAGCAACAACAAGAGAUAGAAGGCACGAGUGGUUAGUGCUCGACCGUGCCAUUCUUCAGGAGCCUGUCGGCCAAAUUUGGGCAAGGGAUGAAUUUCAGGUGAAAAUCGUGAUGGGCACGACUGCCCAUGCAGGAGCGCCUCUCAAGUAUCUUACCUCUAACGCUACCCUCAACUCUACGCAAGUGGAGAAAAUCGUGAAAGAGUCCUUAUUAGGUACGUCGGGUUUGGCAGACGAAGCACUCAGACGUUAUAACACAACGUUGAAAGGUUUGCUGAGCAUGAUCUCGGACAUUCGCGUGAUAUGCCCAUUAUUGACAGUGGCCAGAAUGAAGACCAAUAUUCCAUUUUACGUAGCAACGCAACCACGCGGUCAGUUCGCAGAUCCUGAUUGCGAUGCCUCAGCGAUACUUGGAUCGUAUGCUGCUCGUACGCCUGCCGAGAAGAGACACGUAUCUGCAAUGCAACAACUUUUCAAUCAUUAUGUCUGGCACGACCAGGUAGCUCAGGCAGAUCCUCAUGGCGUGAAACGAGUAUUAAUCGUUGGACAAGACACGCUUCCUGACCGUGAUUAUCCCAACUGCGACUUUUGGAUAAGAGAAGAUAUAGUCCCGUCUUACGGUCGAGUCGAUUGAAUCUUUCUUCUUUCUUUCUUUUUUUUUAUCUGUUUUCGAUAGCCAUUCAAGAUUUCCAUCAUACUCGGGAUAUAUUAUACUUCAAAAUAAUUCUGCUUUGCAAACGAUACAUCACCGAUUGAUUUUGAAAGCAGAAACAAUUAAAUUUUUAAGUUAAUAUUUUGUUUUAUUAAUCUAUUUUUCGUACUCUAAUUUUCUUUAUAAUAAGAGGCGUCGCUAUAUGUUGCGAAAAAUUGAACGAAAGAUUAUCAUCAAGAUAUUUCGUUGCAAUUUACUGGUAUAAUGUUUAAAAUACUUACCCAAUGCAUACCCAUAUCAUAAUUUUAACAUAAAGUAAUGAUAGAAACGCAAACGAAAUGCACGUUACUUAUUUUUGUUAAACUGUAGGAGCAAAGAAUGAAGAACGAUAGUUAUCCAGAAGUCUGUAUUCAAGUCAGAAAGCGUUAAGAAUUAUUCUUCUACAGUUUUACCUUUUCUUUUCUUUUUAGCUUUGAAUAGCUUUCAAUUUAUGAACUUGUACUUAACCGAUACAAAAUACGAAACGAUAAUUAUUUAUUAUUACGAUUUCACAAUUUUUCUAUAUCAAAAUUGUAGAUAUCGGUCUUUUGAGAAUAUCUUUCUUUUUGCAGAAUGCGAAACUCAGUCAUGUCUAAGCUUUUAUCAGAGAUUUUUUAAGCAUUUUAUUACAAGGCACCUUGCGUUGGUUUAUCCAAAUGUUUUCUUAGCACAUCGAGAACAUGUACCACUGUUUUUUUUUUUUUCAACAAACUGCCAGAUAUUUAUACAUAUAAAAAAUUCACGAAUUUCUACAAAAGGUAUUCAGUAGUUUCUUCUCUGUACAUAUAUUGCUGUUGCUGUUUUCACUUUUUAUUUCAGUUUAUAUACUCACGAAAUAUUUCUACCCGCGUAACGAAUAUAGGAAACUAUAUAACAUGUAUAUACAUAUAUAUAAAUAUAUAUAUAUUAUAUAUAUCUAAAAUUUGAUUUUUAAACUGUAAGACUGAUUUUACAAAUUGGCAUUUCAUUUCCGUAUGAAUGUCCCUUUAUGUUAGUUUUUAACGAAAGAUAAUUUCAUAGUGUAAAAGGUCUCUGUUCUUCAGGCAGAAUUCUUAUAUUACAAGUGAAUGAGCGAUGGAUUUUCUUUAAAUAAUGUCGGCGUUCGUGUAUGUGUAUUUAUGUAAUUCACGUUUUUUCGCAUUAUGAAAUUGCACCGCGGCACAUGCUUGUCCCCUUAAAAUUUGUGUAGAGAUUUAGGAAUAUGUAUUUGUUUCGAUAACAGUUCAAAUUGAAGUAUUAUAUUUUUUACCGAUUCAGAAGUAAACAAGACGAUUAUAAAAGUUGAAAAAUAUUCCUAAGUCUGUCGCAGCUUUAACAUUUGAUUAAUGUCAUUUUUUGGAUUGCGUCCGGAUGUUUGUGUGAUAUUUGGGACGAAAUAAAAUGUAAUUCGUUUUUCAACUUUUAUA